AUGCCUGCACCAGGCAUGUCUGAAAAAGUUGGCAGGUCUGACCCUGAUGUUCUUGACGAGCUUCAGGCCAACCAUAAAACACAGCAGCGACUGAGAGUGCUUCUGCAGAAGAUCGUCUCUCCAUCACUCGAGAUUGUUGUUACUCAUUUCUUUGUAUUACUCGCUCGUCAGUGGACAUUCUCACAAACUCUUAAAUCGUGGUUCAAAGCUUCUCUUACAGACUUAACUGUCCAGAUUUCACUUGGUUUCUUAGAUUCCUCCAACUUUGUAACGGUGCAAGCUAAAUUUACACAAAGUCAUGACAAGGAGAUCUUAAAAGACAUAAAGAAUGAACAACUAGAGUUUCAAAAGGAAUUUUUUAAGUUUGAUGAGGACUUUGAGUAUGGUGCUGAAUUACCACAUAUCUUUGUCAGAGAUUGGGCACAGUGCCAAAGAAAGUUGAUUGAGAGAUUUUCAUCUGUAAUAGGAGAUAUUCAUUUUAACAAGUCAAAUACAGUAAACAAGACUUUGCUACAGUGUGUGUAUGAAACUGUUGAUAAACCUAAUGCUCCCAAUUACGCUUUGCUGUUGUUGUGGGCAACACAAGCAAAUGCUGUUCCUGCAUCAUUCUGGACUCUUGUUUUUGUUCUCUCAAAUACUUCAUUACAUAGAAGACUGGUGAACGAAGUUGUUGACGUUUUUCCUAGAAGUCGUAAUCUAGUAUCAGAACCAGCUACUAAAGAUGAUGUAAGGCGCCUCACUUUCACCAAGAGUUGUGUUCUGGAGAGCAUUCGGCUUGUAUCCCCUGGAAUGAUAACUCGGAAGCUGACCGAACCACUCAAGCUUACAUGUUAUACUGUACCUAAAGAUCACUAUUUGGUCCUGUCGCCUUAUUGGUGCCACAGAAACAAGGCUUUGUUUCCAAACCCAGAGAUGUUUGACCCAGAUCGCUGGAAUUCUGUUUUGUUGGAGAAGAAUUUGUUUCUUGAUGGAUUUGUUGCAUUUGGAGGAGGGCGUUUUAUGUGUCCAGGAAGGUGGUUUGCAUUGAUGGAAAUGCAACUGAUCAUAGCUGCUGUCAUUCAUCAGUUUCACUUGGAACUAGUGGAUUCAGUUCCGGAUGCUAGCACACUUCACUUAGUAGGUGUCCAGGCACCGAAGGCAAAGUGUAGAGUAAGAAUGCAACGAAGUAAUGACACUGAUUGAAAGAUGAGGUGAAUUCGCGGCAAGGUUGUUAAUAAGAAUCUUACUGUUGAAUUACACGUUAUUUGGAAAACCGUUUUGCAUGCAAAUGUUGUUGUUGAAGGCUGUUUGUGUAGACUAUUUGAGACAUUUAGAGAUCAGUCUUGAUGUUGAGUCAUCAUUUGCAUGCUGUCAGCUUGACUUGUGCUUGUUUAGUAUAGAGGACAAUAUGGGUGUUUCUGUGUGCU
This is a messenger RNA of Corticium candelabrum, 1406 nucleotides long. Its product is annotated as 24-hydroxycholesterol 7-alpha-hydroxylase-like. Lineage: Eukaryota; Metazoa; Porifera; Homoscleromorpha; Homosclerophorida; Plakinidae. The transcript has 17 exons. Gene Ontology annotation, molecular function: steroid hydroxylase activity; oxidoreductase activity, acting on paired donors, with incorporation or reduction of molecular oxygen; iron ion binding. The record is from RefSeq and is a predicted model, not a curated record. Bases 1 to 1182 code for a protein of 393 amino acids. Gene Ontology annotation, biological process: bile acid biosynthetic process; cholesterol homeostasis.